This is a messenger RNA of Uranotaenia lowii, 2811 nucleotides long. RefSeq lists its product as uncharacterized. The coding region runs from base 1 to 2811 and encodes 936 amino acids. Gene Ontology annotation, biological process: DNA integration. The record is from RefSeq and is a predicted model, not a curated record. NCBI's taxonomy places the organism in Eukaryota, Metazoa, Arthropoda, Insecta, Diptera, Culicidae. Gene Ontology annotation, molecular function: nucleic acid binding. The transcript has a single exon.
AUGGACGUAUGUACCUUUGGAAGUACAUGCUCCCCGGCCUCCGCACAGUUUGUGAAAAACUUGAAUGCUACCAUCCAGGCAAAGGACUAUCCGGAAGCAUCUAAGGCCAUCAUAUGUGAUACCUAUGUUGACGACUACCUGGCGAGUUUUAGUUCUCAGGACGAAGCAGCCAAAAUUCGCCUUAUCAAUAAAAAUGGAGGAUUCGAUCUACAUCAUUGGAGAUCAAAUAGUCCAGCCGUGAUGGGGGUUCUCAACGAAAAACAAUCCGUCGAGAAAAAGAAUCUCAGUGUAAUUGAUAGCACCAACACAGAGCGUGUGCUAGGACUACUGUGGGAUCCUUCCACCGAUGAGCUAAGUUUUUCGACCGAAAUGAAACCAGAAGUGCAUCAUCUUAUCCAGCAGAAUAAAAAUCCUACCAAACGACAAGUCUUGCGCUGCGUCAUGUCACUUUACGAUCCAUUGGGGAUCCUUGCUCCGUACACCAUACACGGCAGAAUUUUAAUCCAGGAGUUAUGGCGCUCAAAGAUUGGUUGGGAUGAACCUUUGAAGCCUGAAGCUUAUAAUCGCUGGACACAGUGGUUUCGUGUCAUUGAACAUAUAUCAAACAUCCGUAUUUCGAGAUGUUACUUUCCCUGUGCUGAUAUUGCAACUUAUGAAAACACCGAAUUACACGUGUUCGUUGAUGCCAGUGAGGUCGCGUACUGCUGCGUAUUGUAUCUUAGAACGUUCAACCAUGAGGCAGAUCCUCAAUGCAGCCUCAUCACAGCUAAGGCCAAGGUAGCUCCACUUAAACCGUGGUCUAUACCACGCCUUGAGCUCCAAGCAUGCCUUUGGGGUGCGCACCAGACGAAAUUCGUGAAAGAAAAUCAUAGUCUUAUAAUAUCAAGAACAAUUCUUUGGACAGACUCCAAGACAGCAUUGUCCUGGAUACAAGCGGACCCACGCAAUUAUCGACCGUUUGUGUCUAAUAGAGUUGUCGAAAUUCAAGAACUGACUUCAGAAUAUGAAUGGAGAUGGAUCCCGAGCAGAUGUAAUCCGGCAGACGAAGCGACAAAGUGGGGUUCAGGACCGUACUUCACUCAAGAAAGCAAGUGGUUCAGCGGCCCCGAAUUCCUCAAAGAACCGGAAAGCAAGUGGCCGUCCCUAAAAGAAAAUCAUACAAUCACCACCGAAGAAAUCCGAGCCUCCGCUCUGCAUCAUAUCUGCGAUCAGUCUUUGAUUUGUUACGAAAAUUUUAGCUCCUGGGAAAAGUUACAACGCACAAUCGCUUUCAUGCUACGUCUUUUCAGGAAUGCUAAGAAAGGAAGCGUUAAACAAACUGGAGAUCUACAACAAUCCGAACUGCUAGCAGCAGAAGAAGCAAUCUUCAAGCAAGUUCAGAAAGAAGUCUAUGCGGAUGAGAUUAUUGCUCUUGAAAGUACAUCCCUGAAGAAAGGAAUACCGAACGUGAUCCAGAAAGAAAGCAAAAUCUACAAGAUGUCGCCUCACUUGGACGAAAAAGGAAUAUUGCGGCAAAAUAGUCGAAUUAAAGCAGCCCAAAAUAUCGCCUACAGCGUAAAGUUUCCAAUUAUUUUGCCCAACAAUCACAAGGCCUGUGAACUCCUGGCGGACCGCUACCACCGCAUCUUUCGCCAUGGCAAUGCAGAAACUAUCGUGAACGAGAUGAGACAAAUCUAUGCUAUUGAUGGAUUGCGAGUGCUAGUUAAGAGAGUCGGUAAGGAAUGUCAGCUAUGUAUGAUACGUCGAGCCCAACCAGCCCUACCUCCUAUGGCACCACUUCCACCAGCACGACUUGCACACCACGAACGACCAUUCACGUUUACGGGAUUGGACUAUUUUGGUCCAUUACUUGUCAAACUCGGUAGAGCAAAUGUUAAACGUUGGAUUGCUCUAUUUACAUGCCUAACGACUCGAGCUGUACACUUAGAGAUAGCUUUCACACUCACAACUGCAUCGUGUAUAUCCUGCGUUCGUCGCUUUGUUGGUCGUCGGGGCUCGCCUUACGAGUUCUUGAGCGAUAACGGUACAAACUUUCAGGGAGCAGACCGAAUACUUAGAACACAGAUAAGUCAGGGAUUACUUGCCACGUUUACUAGCAGCAGUACUAAGUGGACCUUUAUACCACCGGGAGCUCCCCAUAUGGGAGGAGCUUGGGAGCGCUUAGUUCAAUCGGUUAAGCGCGCGAUGAAUUACGCCUACAGCGACGAGAAGCUUGAUGACGAGGGACUGAUGACACUGGUCAUAGAGGUGGAGAGCAUGGUGAACGCGAGACCACUGACUUACCUGCCAAUAGAUUCGGAAGAAACAGAGGCCCUGACCCCUAACCACUUCCUUCUACUAAGUUCAAGCGGAGCGAAGUACGAUCGUGAAAUUAUAGACAAAACCCAACAAAGGCUCGCUGAAUCCGGAAAUUCAUAUCGAAUACACCUUCUUGGACGUUCGUGGGACAACAUUCAGAAUCAACUCGACAGAUUCUGGACCCGCUGGAUUAAGGAAUACCUCCCUGUGAUCAGACGACAAUCGAAGUGGUUCGAGAACGUGAAGCCAUUAGAAGAGGGCGAUGUCGUGAUGGUGAUAGAUCCUGCGAAGAGGAAAGGAUGGGAAAGAGGCAGAGUUUUACAACUGAUACGGAAUCCGGAUGGGAUCGCGAGACAGGCGAUGAUAAGAACUUCAAGUGGUGAUCACAAACGCCCGAUGUCCAGACUGGCGCUCUUAGAUGUCAAAGGUCGUGCGAUUCCGGAAAACGUCGAAACACACCAGGGGGAGACUGUCGCCAAACCACCAGCUCAUCUGGCGACACUGGAUAAAUAG